UGUCGGUGUCGGUGGGUGUCAUUUAACACCCCCGGAAACAUACAGAACACACACUCACAGAAGAGAAGAGGAGGAACAACCCGCAAAGAAAUCAUCAAUCAAUCAAUUAAAUAUUUAUAUAUAUCUCAGCGAUCGGAUUGGGAUUGGGAGUGAAUGGAUUCGUGGAGUAGCGUUGGGAAUCGGUGGCCAUCUUAUGACCCCCACAACUUCACCCAACUUCGUCCCAACGAUCCUUCUGCUCCUUCCAAGAAGGCACCAAUUACAUAUCAUCCAACUCAUGACCGAACUCUUCCACCACCUGACCAAGAAAAUGCUUAUAACAGCUGGAAAUGCCAAAAACAGGAAAUUGUCAAAAACCACCAGAAAGUACCAUCAUCGCUCUCUUCAUUACCACCGCUGCCUCAUGUUAUUUCCUCGGAAGCCAAAAACAUACUACUGAGGCAAUUCUAUCAGCGUGGUGACGAGAAGUUGAGACCAAAGAGAGCUGCCUCGGAGAAUUUGGCACCCAAACAAGAGUACAAGCAUCCAAGAGCUUCUGAUCCCUCGUCCUCGGAACCUCCACUAUGAGGCUUCUUGGGUAGGCACCCUUCCUUGAGAUUUCUGCAUAUUGAUGUAAAUAUCAUUUUAUGUUCUGUGGCAUUGUGUAAGUUAUGGUAGAGCAAAUUGUUUGCUUCCUGGUGUGCAAUUCAGCUACAUACAGACAUGUACACUUGCAUUUAUAUAUAGCCAGAUAGUUGCAUAUGGAAAACAAAAUGCUCGGCUUGUGUUUUCAUUGAUAUGCUGUAGGUCAGCAGGCGUUGGGUUAAUGUUCUACUAUAUUUUGUUAUGUGUUGGAACGUGGAACAUUGGAUUUAGUAAAACACAAUGUUCUGUGAA
Erigeron canadensis is the source of this 876-nucleotide messenger RNA. Its product is annotated as DET1- and DDB1-associated protein 1. The coding region runs from base 154 to 567 and encodes 137 amino acids. Gene Ontology annotation, cellular component: Cul4-RING E3 ubiquitin ligase complex. The record is from RefSeq and is a predicted model, not a curated record. The transcript is spliced from 5 exons. Gene Ontology annotation, biological process: positive regulation of proteasomal ubiquitin-dependent protein catabolic process. Lineage: Eukaryota; Viridiplantae; Streptophyta; Magnoliopsida; Asterales; Asteraceae.